Molecule: messenger RNA, 2688 nt
Organism: Microthlaspi erraticum
Lineage: Eukaryota; Viridiplantae; Streptophyta; Magnoliopsida; Brassicales; Brassicaceae
Source: the annotation of a GenBank genome assembly
AUGCUCCGGCAGUCUCCGGCACGCGUUGUUGCCUUUCGAUUGCUUCCGCUUCUCCACUCUCGUCGAUUCUCCGAAGCCUCUAGAACCUUGCGCCGCGAGCUUCGAGUAGGACACAAGCGGAUUCCACCCGAAUUGAUCGAGCGGGUCUCCCGUUUGCUCGUGCUCGGAAGGUACGAUGCUUUACAUUAUCUCUCAAUCGAUUUCUCCGACGAACUUCUCAACUCCCUUCUCCGCAAACUGAGGCUAAACCCAGAGGCGUGUAUCGAGAUUUUCAAUUUGGCUUCGAAACAGCAGAAGUUCCGGCCUGAUUUCAAGGCGUAUUGUAAAAUGGCUCACAUUUUGUCCAGAGCUCGAAUGUACGAUGAGACGAGAUCGUAUCUGCGUGAGCUCGUUGCUCUCAAUCACUCGUGCUUCGUCGUCUGGGACGAGCUCGUUCGGGUCUUCAAGAAAUUCUCAUUCUCUCCUACAGUCUUCGACAUGAUACUGAAAGUUUAUGCAGAGAAGGGGUUGAUCAAGAACGCUUUAAAUGUUUUUGACAACAUGGGGAGCUGUGGAAGAGUGCCUAGUUUGCUGUCUUGUAACAGCCUGUUGAGCAAUUUGGUUAAGAAAGGUGAAAACUUUGUGGCUUUACAUGUUUAUGAUCAGAUGAUUAGCUUUGGGGUUUCUCCGGAUGUGUUUACUUGCAGUAUUGUUGUGAAUGCUUACUGCAGAAACGGGGAAGUUGAUAAAGCCAUGGAAUUUGCAAAAGAAAUGGAGAUGUCAUCUGGUUUGGAGCUGAAUGUGGUAACUUACAAUAGCUUGAUCAACGGGUAUGCUAUGAUCGGAGAUAUUGAGGGAGUGAGAAGAGUGUUCCUGUUGAUGUGUGAGAGAGGUGUUUUGAGGAAUGUUGUUACGUAUACUUUGUUGAUUAAGGGGUAUUGUAAAAAGGGGUUGAUGGAAGAAGCGGAACAGGUGUUUGAACAGCUUAAGGAAGAGAGACUUGUUGCGGAUCAGCAUGUGUAUGGUGUGUUGAUUGAUGGAUACUGUCGCAAUGGUAAGAUCAGUGAUGCUAUUAGGGUUCAUGAUGAUAUGAUGGGGAAGGGAGUGAGAACAAAUACAACCAUUUGCAACUCUUUGAUCAAUGGUUAUUGCAAAUCCGGUCAGUUGGUAAAGGCAGAGCAAAUAUUUACACGGAUGAAUGAUUGGAGCUUGAAACCGGAUCAUCAUACUUACAAUACACUUGUGGACGGAUAUUGCAGGGCCGGUCGCAUUAAGGAUGCUUUGAAUCUUUGUGAUCGAAUGUGUGCAAAGGAGGAAGUUGUACCAACAACUAUGACUUACAAUAUUCUUCUCAAAGGUUUUAGUCGUGUUGGUGCUUUUCAUGAUGUGAUAAGCCUUUGGAAGAUGAUGGUAAAGAGAGGCGUGACGGCCAAUGAGAUCAGCUGUAGCACUCUGCUCGAAGCAUUGUUCAAGCUUGGCGAUUUUAAUGAAGCUAUGAAGCUAUGGCACAAUGUCUUAGCAAGAGGUCUAUUGACAGAUACAACAACGUUAAACGUAAUGAUCAGUGGGCUAUGUAGAAUGGAGAAGGUUAAUGAAGCCAGAGAGGUUCUUGAUAAUGUGAAAGAUUUCAGAUGUAAGCCAGACGUGCAAACAUAUCAAGCGUUGAGCCAUGGUUAUUACAAAGUUGGGAACUUGAAAGAAGCUUUUGGGGUUAAAGACUUGAUGGAGAGGAAAGGAAUCUUCCCCACCAUAGAGAUGUAUAACACUCUAAUAUCUGGUGCUUACAAUGUUAGAGACUUCAGUAAAGUGGCGGAUCUUGUAAUCGAGCUACGGUCAAGAGGAUUAACUCCUACUGUUGCUACAUAUGGAGCUCUUAUCACAGGCUGGUGCAAUGUUGGAAUGAUGGAUAGAGCUUACGCUACUUGUUUUGAGAUGAUAGAGAAAGGGAUUGCAGUGAAUGUGAAUAUUUGCAGCAAGAUUGCAAACAGUUUGUUCCGGCUUGGUAAGAUCGAUGAGGCUUGUUUGCUGUUGCAGAAGAUUGUGGAUUUUGACCUUCUUCUUCCCGGUUACCGAAGCUUUAAAGACUUUCUUAGUCCUGAUGCUACUAAGUGCCUUCAAACGCAAAGAAUCGCUGAUUCUCUCGAGAGUAGUACUACUCCAAAGAAGCUUUUAGUUCCGAAUAACAUUGUGUACAAUGUUGCUCUCGCAGGUCUCUGUAAAGCUGAGAAACUCAAGGAUGCUCAAAAGCUCUUUUCGGAUUUACAGUCACGUGAUGAGUUUACUCCAGACGUAUACACAUACACAAUCCUAAUCCAUGGAUGUGCCAUCGCUGGUGAUAUAAAUGAAGCCUUUAACCUGAGAGAUGAGAUGUCUCUUAAAGGUAUUAUCCCAAACAUUGUUACGUACAAUGGUUUGAUAAAAGGCUUGUGCAAGUUUGGGAAUCUUGAUCGUGCUCAGAGGCUUUUACGUAAGCUUCCACAGAAGGGUAUAGCUCCUAAUGCUAUUACCUAUAAGACAAUGAUCGAUGGGCUGAUUAAAAAUGGUGAUGUUGCUGAAGCUGUGCGUUUGAAAGACAAAAUGGUUGAGGCAGGUUUGGUUAGAGGAAGCUAUAAACAAGGUGAUGUUGGAAACUCGAACGAGGUUUUGGAUCAGGUGAUCAAAUCAGAUGAGAUUUGUGAUGUUGGUAUAGUUUAUGAAGCAGUAGUAUGA